Messenger RNA from Chara braunii, 1114 nucleotides. The record is from the annotation of a GenBank genome assembly. Lineage: Eukaryota; Viridiplantae; Streptophyta; Charophyceae; Charales; Characeae.
GGGGUCGACCGAGGCUCGCAAAAUUUUUUUUUCCCAUGUGCAGGCUAGGUAAAGAAAUGGCGACGGAGGAAGGGAUCGAUGACCAGCAGAGCGGAGGGAAUCAGGGCACGAAUGGGAAUGGGGAACGAAACGAGGGAUCAACCAGGGAUCGAGUCAGCCAAACUGGAGGGGACCCGAAAAGACGGAAAGGACUCCUCAAUUGGAGAAAGCUCGGGGAAAGCUGGGGGUAGCAAAAGGGGACCUCAAACCAGUCAUAAACUGGCAGAGAUAGAGAAGCGGACCGCGGAAUUUAAGGCAAGACUUAUCGAGCAGAUGAUGGCCGGGGAUGAGGAGGACCUCCAGGACGCAGGGUCACGAGAGGGACGUAGGGCCGGUAAGGACGAGGCGAGGUAUGAGGGGAAGGAUGAUAGUCACAAAGGAACGCCUAGCAAGAAGGGGAAGGACAAGAGCGACCCCCCGACAGAAGGAACGGAAAACGCUAUGACCCCACCCGCCAUUGACAGUGGCACUAGCAGACUACCCGCCACGCCGAAAGUAACAAGGGCGUGUGACGGACUCUGGAGCCUUAGGGAGAGAGUGCUAGGAUGGUUCGACCCAGAAGGAACACCGGAAACCAGGGAGAAGCAGAGGGAAAGCAAGGAAGGGGAAGGAGCCAGUGCAGUCGGGGAAGCGGGUGGCUCCGAAGACGGUCUCAAGAAAGUAGUCGCCACCCUCAACAGGACACUGAACAAGAACCAGAGGUAUCUCGCAGAUCCAAAAAAGAAACUCACGUUCGAUGGGGCCAACAUUACGGAGUUUCUAAUAGACUAUGAGAACCUAGCAGCCCUACUGAAAUGGAUGGAAGAGGAAAAGAUGGAGCACCUAGGACAGCACGUAUCGCUAAGUUUGGGAAGGGACAUUAUCGCCAUCGUUGCCUCCAGUGGAUCCUGGAAAGAGACCAGGAAUGAGAUGAUGAGGAAAUACCUGAAGGCAGAAUAAAUGGCAGUGGAGGCAGAAUUAGCCGCAGUCCAUAGGAAAAACUAUGCGACCUACAACGAUUUCCUGAGGGCGUUUACGUUAGUGGCUGUGCGAAUUCCCGGGGUAAGGGACCGUAUAAUGAAUAAAUACUUCCUCA